AUGGAGAGAUCACCUCAGUCGAGCGCCUAUGGCCAGGCCUGCACCCACUGCUACAAGGCAAAGUGCCGCUGCGUACGGGCAAGAAGCGGCGAGACGUGCGAGCGGUGCCUGCGCCUCAAGAAGCGAUGCGAGCCGUCCGAGUCGGUUCGCAGGCGCAACCUUCACAAUGGCCACAACGCGCCGAUAACCAGCGUCUCUGACAGACGCAUCGCUCGCCUGGAAGACAAACUGGAGAACCUGCUGUCCGUGAUGCAGUCGUUCAUCGGUUCCACCACGGGCAAUAAUGUGAACACGGCGAAUGCUCCGUUGGUGACUCCGGCCAGCACUGCGCUGGACUUCAGCGAGGGACCGACUGCAACUGUCUCGCCCAACCCCGAUCCUGUAUACUUGUCGAAUCAGUAUCAGUCAACGCCUUCCCCAUCGUUGACCCAGAUAGACGACCAGCUGGAAUUCUUUCGGACUCGUAUGUUGCCUUCGUUUCCAUUUCUCGACCUGGGUCCUGCCAUGACAAGCGGCUAUCUACGCCAGCACAGGCCGUUCCUUCUGCGCGCCAUUCACACCGUUACGACGUUCUCGACCAAUGAGCGGCUGACGAAAAUCGAAGAAUUGAAACGUCUGUUAUUCUCAUCCGCGUGGUCCAACGUUGAUUCGAACAUCGACCUCCUUCUGGGAGUCCUCACGUACCUCGCCUGGAGCACCGAUCCCUUUCUUGGUGGUGCAGAUCUCGUCUCUCGCCUGAUGAUGCUCGCCAUUUCCUUGGUGUAUGACCUCCGACUUUUCAAGCCCUCCUCGCUCGACGUCCAGCUCAUCAUGGCCAUCACCCAAGGCCGCGCGGAUGAGAAUGGCCAUCUCCCAUCUGAAACGCCUUAUGCGUUGUUGGAGAAGCAGCGGGCGGUGCUGGCAUGUUUCUUCUUGAGCUCAAACGUCUCCUCACAUCUUGGGCGCCAAGACGCGCUCCGAUGGACACCGCAGAUGGGAGAAGCACUUCGGGUCAUUGAGAUCACCGAUGCAUGCCCUGCAGACAGGCUCUUCCUCUCCCAGAUCCGCCUGCAGCGAUUAAAACAACGAGCGGAUGAUAUCCGGCAACAGGAUGAGAGUAGCCUGGGGACGGAAAAUGAUGCGGCCUCGGCUCCUCGCCUGCUGUACCUCAGGACUUUGAGAAGGCAGCUCCACGAACUACGGGCUUCCGUUGCCCCCGAUUUGCAACAGAUCGACAUCCUGAACACACACGCUCAGUAUGUCGAGCUGUAUAUCAACCAAAUGGGGUACUCUAUCAGCCACGAGCCUCAAUCCCCGGAGGAAUUUGGCCGAGCUGGCACCGGCGGGGUACCAUUAGGAUUCCAACGCCUCGAGUGUUUAUGGCGAUCGGUUGAGAACAUCAAGGCAUGGCUGGACACCUUCUACACCAUUCCCAGCGCAAAGCUUAUUGGCCAGCCGUUUCACUUUUGGUCCCAAAUGAUUCUGACAGUCACCCUCCUCAAGUACCUCUCGACGCUUCGAGACCCCGACUGGGAUUGCCAGGCUGUGCGCAACACGGUCCACCUGAUCUCGACGCUGGACAGCAUGCUUCAGAAACUCGACGUCACCAGCAGAGAGCCGGAGCUCCAAUGCGAUGACCAUCUACUCAAAUACUUGACUAAACUCCUCGCCAGGUGCCGCGCGUGGGCGGAAGCGCGGUGGAAUGUAUCGUCUCAGACCCCUGAUGGUGGCCGCCACCAUAUUCCGGAUCUAGAUCAAAUGGCAUGGCUGCAGUCGAUGGAUCUUGGGGAUGACCAGUGGUUUGAGAAUGCACUGGGGAUGCCGGCGACCUUGUCCUGA
Molecule: messenger RNA, 1818 nt
Organism: Aspergillus calidoustus
Lineage: Eukaryota; Fungi; Ascomycota; Eurotiomycetes; Eurotiales; Aspergillaceae
Source: the annotation of a GenBank genome assembly